Molecule: messenger RNA, 728 nt
Organism: Cladocopium goreaui
Lineage: Eukaryota; Dinophyceae; Suessiales; Symbiodiniaceae
Source: the annotation of a GenBank genome assembly
CAUUUGGAGUUGUAUCCGUGCUGGUCAUGCCGACUUCCGUGCGAGGUGCUGUACUUGUGGCCUCUAUCGUUGUUGCCGUUCAUGUCGCUGAAUCCUUUGUAGGCGGUUUCUGGUCUUCUUUCGGAGUGUCCCGCGCAAAAACGGGGGACCGAAUGACUUCCCGUUCGGCGACCUUGAUUGCAAAGCCGCCCACACCGACGGAUACAGAGGUCGACUAUAGGAAGUCGCCCUUUGCUCAGUGUUUGGUGGAGUUCAACAAGCCCGACGGAUCCCUCCACGGGGAGUCCUGGCUGUUUCAUAUGGAUGCAGCCUUUGAAGACACGCGGAGGGCUGAGAAGAAGCCGAGUUUCCCUCGACUAUUGAAGAAGAGUUCCUACAUUUGGGGCCGCGACACCAACGUCAGGUGUGUGCCCUUGGAUUCCUUGAGUGGUGUGGGUGGCAAUUGUUUGGAAUGCGUUCGCCUCUUUGUUGGGGGCACCUAUGGUGGUGGUGUUAUUGUUCCGGCCGUGGACUACCAACAGCCAAACAAGACCAGCUGGCAGCCCUCUGAGUGUCUCCAGCUGCGGGUCUUUGGACAACCUCCGGUGGGCGAUGAUAUCACCUUUAGUGAAACCGGUGGUGGAAGUGCUCCCGGUCACGAGCAACGCAUGAGCACCUUCUGUCGUGUUGCGAGUUUUCCUCACUUGGGAUGAAGGGCGAUUUUCAUCCAUGGAAACGAUCGAUUUUCG